UUUUAUCACUUGUCCUUCCGAAGGAUAAAACCAGCCUCUUGUGCGGCAGGAGCUCCCGAUCUUUCACCGUGCAGAGUAAUUGCCGUGCGUGAUUAAAACAACUUCUAGGAAAUUCUUUAAGACGAGCAAGUGUACAAGAAAUAUGGCUACUGGACGCACGUCGAUGGGUCUAGGAGGUAGGAGAGACGCGAGCAGAUCAGGCAAGGACGGUAAGGACGGCUCGGGUAGUAAGUCAGGCGCUGACGUCAGGAUACUGGCGACGGAAGCCAUACCUCCCGCUAAGCGUAAGAAAUAUAAGGACAGGGUGAAAGGGUCGAACGCGGCUUUAACUGCCGGCGAUGGCUUCUCGGAGAUUCUAGCUCCCGAGUCGGCUAUGCUUACGCGGCUCCAGGCCGAAGAGAGACAGAUGGAUAUUGUCCUAUCGCGCGUUAAGCAGGAGCUCUCCGAGUCGCUCCACUCCAUGCCACGUGUCACGCGAACCCUCCGGCUUUACGUCUUUAAUACCCAUUCGUUCCAGGAUGGCGCGGAGCAGAGCGGAGGGAAAUCGGGCGUAGAUGGAUCUAUCGCAGCCGUUGAUGUUCCUCGUUGGACCUUGCGACUCGUGGCGCGAAUGGUGGGAGAAGAUGAGGAGCGAUUCGGCGCGCAGACAGGAUAUUUUCCAGGAGAAAAAACUCCUCUGAGUAGUAGGCGCGUCGAUAGUAGCGACAAGGAGCGUUCACUAGCAGUGUCCGCGAUAUUAACAGACGCAGAGGCUCGCAUAUCGGAUCCAGCCGCUGGAGAAUCAGGAUUGAGCCAGGCGCUGCUAGGUUCUGGGAUACUCAAGGUUCGUGAUGCCGCGGCUGGCCCGUUGGCUCGGCAUGUCCAGCGGAUCGAGGCUCGGCUCGACCCGAAGCUGUUCCCUCCACCCAACGACGCGGUAGUCCUGUGGGACGCAGAAACGGACGGGAUUUUCCGGCCAGGGGCCACAACGGUGGAGAUGCAACGAGCGGGAAGCGAGGAAGUUUCGGUGGAGCUUCAUGUGGAGCUGAAGCAUGGGGAGGAGGUGUACAGUGUUGGCGAGGGGUUGGGAGCGGUGGUGGGGAUGACAGUGGGGACACGGAUGCAAGUCCUGGAGGCCGUUUGGAACCACAUAAAGGCCAACAAGCUGCAGGACCCCUCAGAUCCCUCGUCCUUCCACUGUGAUCCCACCCUCCAAGCCCUCUUCAAGCAAGACAAGCUCAAGAUCUCCUCCCUCCCCAUCCACAUCUCUCCAUUCCUCUCCCCUCCUCCUCCUCUCACCAUCACCCACCGCAUCUCCCUCACAGCUCCCCCCACACACUCCUCCACACUCCCCUGUUCAGAUCCCUCCUUCCAUCCACUCGCCCCACCCACCAGCCUCCCCUCUUAUGAGACCCUACCCUCUGUUUCGGCUGACACUUGCACGGAUGUGACUGUAACAGAAGCUCCUGCUCUAGCAGCAGAGACUGCCCGUGUGAUUGCAGCAAUGGGCCAGCAGCCAGAGAUAGAUGCUAUAGACGCAGCCAUGGCUAGAGAUGCUGAGGAUCUAGCUAAGCACCGGCGGCGGCGCGCAUUUUUGCUGGCGUUUUCACACUCGCCAGGAACUUUUAUCAGGGACUUGAUGGUUUCGCAGCAGAAGGAUUUGGAUCUGAUGCAGCAGGGAGGAGCGGAAGGGGCUGCGGGCGCACAGGCGGGCUCAGCUUUUGGUCCUGACCAGGAUGCAGAGUUUUAUGCGCUACCAUGGGUGGAUGAUGCUCUCCUGAGGUACUUGAAUCGCCACUCCAUGGGCACUGAUAGCCUUGCAUUGUGAGGUUGAUGGAUCUCUCAAGGUAGCGAGUUGACUAGAAUAGCGCAUACAGGGUAGUUUUGUUCUAAGUGUGGUAAUCUCUAAGGUAUGCUCAUAGCUAGCCUAUAAACAUACAAAUAUAUAUAUGUUGACACACCCCCUAGGCUAGACAAGGGGCAGUGCCUGGCAAGAGACA
This is a messenger RNA of Closterium sp. NIES-67, 1979 nucleotides long. Lineage: Eukaryota; Viridiplantae; Streptophyta; Zygnematophyceae; Desmidiales; Closteriaceae. The record is from the annotation of a GenBank genome assembly.